Maniola jurtina (meadow brown) is the source of this 5348-nucleotide messenger RNA. RefSeq names its product nuclear pore complex protein DDB_G0274915-like. The transcript has 3 exons. Bases 51 to 5168 code for a protein of 1705 amino acids. NCBI's taxonomy places the organism in Eukaryota, Metazoa, Arthropoda, Insecta, Lepidoptera, Nymphalidae. The record is from RefSeq and is a predicted model, not a curated record.
UUCAGUGCGUGGUAUUCUUUCUUCGUAGCAGCAUCCUUCUGGAUUUUAAGAUGAAUUUGAUAUAUUUCGCCGCUUUCAUAGCGGCGUGUGGAGCGGCGAAGCUUGACCGAACAUACCUACCACCUUCAUCGUCACAAUAUGCUGGUGGUACUCCGGGAUCCUCACAAACCUCUGGCAUAAGCGGCUUAAACCAAGCAUUCUUGCAAACACCUUUUGGAAGGACCAGUGAUAAUAACCCUUCUCAGGGAAACCAAUUACCUUCAGGAAGCUAUGAAAAUGAGCAUCAAGGAGUAGUAGUUGAAGCUGCAGCCCCUGGAACCAGGGCAUCAAAUCAACCAUCAGGACUUGGAGGUCCAAGAGAAAACUAUGGAUCAACAGAUUCUAAAGUAGGAGCAGCUGCGUUCAGAGGUACUAAAAAUCAGGCUAGACCACAAAAUGGAGGAAUCCAAAACCAAGCACAGUUUGAAUCGAUUAGUCCCCAAGGAUCAAUUGGUAUAAAUAACCAAGAUUAUCCAGAUUUAUCAGCUUUCCACCAACCUUCAGGUCCAGUUAAUGCAGGCAACAGACCAGGAAAUCAAUUCUUCACUGACCGAGUAUCUAAUACAGUAAAAUACCAUAUGAACAUUGGAUUGAAUAAAUUUAACUAUGGGUUUGAAACUGAAAACGGGAUUAAAAUGGAGGAAAAUGGUGUAUCGAACGAUGGGGAUAAAAGACAAGGUGGUUAUUCCUAUACCGGUGACGAUGGAAAGGUGUACAGUGUAGUGUAUACAGCAGAUAAAAAUGGGUAUCGUCCUAUGGGGUCCCAUCUUCCCACCCCACCGCCUAUACCGGUUGAAAUUCUGGAAUCUUUACAACAAAAUGCGAAAGAUGAAGCCAAUGGAAUAAAGGAUGACGGCUCUUACGAUGCUCAAAAGUACAAUGCAGAGGACGAUUAUACUCAAAGUGACACUAAUGGCAAUUAUAACGAUAGACAAUCGAAUAAAUUUGGUGAGCGACCUGGAUUCAACGCCGGCGCAGGCGCAGUCAUUAAUCAAAACCAACAAGGCUUUGUGAGACCAAAUGGUCAAGGACACUUCAGUUCUUACGACUUUUCUAAAGGUUCAUCGUCAACGCAACCUGAUAACUCCAAAUUUGGGACAGGUAUCGCAGGAUUUGAUAAUAAAGGACAACCCAGUACAGGACAACGACCUGGGUUCAACACGGGUGCAGGCAUAUUCUUUAAUCAAAACCAACAAGGCUUUGUGCGACCUAAUGAUCCAUUCAGUUCUUACGACUUUUCAAAAGAUUUAUCAUCAACGCAACCCGAUACUUCCAAGUUUGGGAUAAGUUUUCAUGGAGGUGAUAACACAUUUAACAAGGGAAACAUUUUAUCUCAGAAUAAGCAGGCUGCUCAAUUUGGAAAUAUAUUCGGAGCCCAGUCCCAGUAUUUGCCUCCUCGCCCUCCUGGCAAUUUCCUAGAUGCAAAUUCUUUCCUACAAAUAGAUUCAUCGAAAGUUGGUUUCAAUAAUAACUUUAAUAAUGCUCAACCUCAUUCAGAACAAAAAUUUCAAGAUCAAGGGCCAUUUGGAAAGCCUAUUCAAACAUUGACUACACAAAAUUCUUAUGGUACAUUUUUUGGACAAGGGUCUUCAAAUAAAAACCUUCCUCCAUCCGUUCAAGGCUCAAAUUCUUUUGGUGUAAGCAUUAAUAAUAAUAAACCUCAAAAUGAUGGUGCAUUUUUCCAAACCGGCUUACAAAAUCCUUCAAUAGGCUCUAAUUUAGGUUUAGAGUUUGAUGGUAAAGCUCAAACUUCUCCAGUGAUAAACGGUAAUAACGGUUCUUUUUAUAUUUCUGGUCUUUCUCAAGAAAACAUGAUCGAUAAUCCUCAAAGUCAAGGAUCACUUUCAACACCAGCUCUCAACGUAGGAAUAACAUCUCAAAAUAAUGUAAACAAUAUUCCUCUAAAUCAGGAUUCUUUUUUCCAAACUAGUUUGCAAAGUACGGGUGACAGUACUAAGGAAAAUACCAACCUCGAUUUUAACAAUCGAUUCAGUCCUACUGUUUCUUCACAAACCAUACCUACCAAGCAACCUGAUCUUAUUCUAACCACUCCACUAGAAAGUCAAGAACAACAAACCAACAGUUUUUCUUCAGCAGUUUCCACAUCGUCUACUGGUGACUCACAAUCCAUCUUAUCCAGCAACGAGAGACCAAGUGAUGGCUCCAACUUACCUGGACAACUGGAUAUAUCAUCCGUUUUUUCUACACAAUACCAAAGUACAACUGGAUCUGACAAACACCCGCAACCGCCCACUUUGACUCCAAUUACGCCAACUUUACCUACUAAAGAAGAUGAAACUGAAACGAACACUUAUCAAAGCAAUGGCAUUACUCAGGCUUCAAUAUCGUCUUUCCCAUCAAUUACUCCUACUUCUUCAUCACAAACGAGUUCAGGAGAAGUUUAUGAAUACACUAAACCAGCUCAGGGGCUGCCUGCUUCAUCUCAAGGAGAAAAUACUGACGAGUCUAACUCAGAGGUCAAUCAACCAAGCUCAGUGUUUUCAACACAAAAUGAAAAUACCAUUAAACCACAAUUGAGUACAGAGUCUAAUACACAAUUUGGUCAAAGUUUUCCAUUCCCAAGUACAUCAACAUUUGGACAACAAACAACUCCAUCACGAUUUGGCGUUCAGACAGGCUCUACAUUUGGACAAAAACCAUCUCAGUCACAACUUGGUGAACAGGAAACCUCUUCAUUUGGACAAAUACCAACUCUAUCACCUUUUGGUGCGCAAACAAGCUCAGUAUUUGGACAAAAACCAAUUCAACAACAAUCUGGUUCGCAAUCAAGCUUUUUAUUUGGACAACAAACGACACCUACUCGCUUAACUUCUCAAACAAGCUCAUCGUUUGGACAGAAACCGACUCUUUCGCCAUUCAGUGGACAGACAAGUACAUCCUUAAAUCAACAGACAAUACCGUCACGUUUCGGCGUUCAAACGAGUUCCCCAUUUGGACUAAAACCAACCCAACCACAGGCUAGUUUUGAAUUUGGGCAGCAAACAACUCCAUCUCGCUUUGGUGUUCAAACAAGCUCAUCAUUUGGCCAAAGACCAACUUUGUCACCUUUCAGCACACAGACCACUUCUUCAUUUGGCCAGAAACAGACUACCUUUUCAUUUGGGCAACAGACUAUGCCAACUCGCUUUGGUACUCAAACAAGCUCAACAUCCGGACAAAAUCCAAGCCAGCCAGGAACAGGUCCACUGCAAACUAGCUUUUUGUUUGGAUCUCAAACAACCCCAUCGCGUUUUGAUGUUCAUCAGACAGGUUCAUCUAUUGCACAAAAACCAAGGUUUCCAUCUGUCGGCACAUCAUUAAACCAACAAACAAUAUCGAGUUGUUGUUCACAGACAAGUUCAUCGUUUGGACAACAAACUACGCCUUCAAGAUUUGAUAUUCAAACAAGCUCAACUUUUGGGCAAAAACCCACUCAACAACAACUAGGCGGGCAGACAAGCUUUGUGUUUGGAUCCCAAACUACACCAUCUCGCUUCGGAGCUCAGCCAAGCUCAUCAUUUGGACAGCAAACAACCCCGUCACCUUUUGGUGUCCAAACAAGUACUUUAUUUGAACAAAAAACAACACCAUCACAGACUAGUGUACAAGCAGGUUCAUCAGGACAACAAACACCACCUUCAAGAUUUGGUGUACAAUCUGGCUCAGGAAAUGGACAGCAAACAACUCUGUCACCUUUUGGUGUACAGACAAGCUCAACAUUUGAGCAAAAAAUAACAGUAUCACAAUUUGACGACUCAUCGUCUGAACAGCAGUCAACAGCACAAUUUGGAGGGGAUCUUAACAAACAACAACAAAGUCAAUCUGAGGAAUCAAAUGAGCAAUCUGAAAACCAAUCUGAUGCUAAACCAUCAACAUUACAACCGAGUACAUCUAACUCACAAAAUUCUCAAGAAUCAGUUGAAAAUACCAGUUCUGAUGAAAUCUAUCAAUAUAAUAAGCCAACUACAGGUUUUCCAUCGAAUGGAGGGAAUAAAGCACAAAUAAACUUCGGUUCACAGCAGUCUCUUGGUAACCAAUUUGGUCAAGGAAUUACUAGUUCAGAAAAAGAAAAUGAAGCAACUUUUGGCCUACAAUCUACAGUUCAACCUGUCAAGCAAUUUGGUAGUCAACUCCCGCAGUUUGGUACAAAACCAAACAAUCAAUUUGGAAUACAGACUGAAUCGGCUUCAGAUGAGAAAGAUAUUACAUAUAGUCAGCAAUCGCAAGGUAACACACAAUUUCAACAGUCUACUACGCAGUCUGAUAAACAAAGUUUCUCAUCUACAUCUCUAACUGAAGACGUUAGUAAACCUAACCAGCAAUCUCAAGUAGCAAUAUUUCCCCGUUUCCCAGAACAAUCAAAGGUAACCAACUCACCAUUUGAAUCAGGCCAACCAACGAUUUCUCAAUUUUUUUUCGGACCAACAAGUUCAUUAGGACAAAGCUUUGGUAGUAAAGAAUCAACAUCUCCCAAAAUUUCUUCAACCAGCACAGAUAACACAGAAUAUCAACCCUCAACACUUUUACCAAGCUCACCAAAUUCACAAAAUUCCUUUAAUUUACAAAAACAAGAACAAUCGCAAAAUUCUCAAUCAGGCGAACUGUAUCAAUACAAUAAACCUGCCCAGUCAUUACCAGAUGCUUCACAAAACAAAUUUGAUACAAAUCAACCUAUUACUUCACAUUUAUCACAGAGUAAUGAGAAAUUCGACAAUAUUCAACCGACGAAAGGUGAUGAAGAUGAAUCUCAACCUCAAAUAAUUGUUAGCAAGCCACAAACACCGUUAUCAACAACGCUAGGCACUCUGCCAAGUGCACAUCCUUUCCCUCACUUGGCUUUCUAUAGCGCUUGCUGUCGAGGUCCCAAACCUCAAAAACCUCAAGGAUCGUCAUUAUCAGGUAAAGUUCCUUCUUCACCUUUGACUGGAAACUUAGGCGGUAACACUAACAGUUUUGGUUUGAAUAAGAAUGAUAAUCAAGAUACAAAUGGAAGUGGUCUGAUAGAAAAUAAGUUUGGUAAUCAAGGCUUGGGAGUACAGAAAGAGACACCUAGUUUUACCGGUCAAGGAGAAGAAUUUGGAGGACCUCGAAAACCUCCUAAGUUUGACGAAUCUGGCUACCAUUAUUAGAUGACAACAUGUGAAUAUUAUAGGAAAUGUGAAUGUAAGGUACCUAGCCAUGUUAAGUAAAUAGUAAGAAAAUGAUGUUAGAGUUUCUUAUAAGUGAUAAAACGCUAAAAAGCGUUACCAUGUAAAUUAUAAUAAUAGAUGUAAGUAAUGUAAAUAAAGCAGGUAUUGAAAAAUUGUCAA